UUAAUUGCGGAAUCACGCGACCAAUUGAUUCUUCUCCCUCCACUCGAUUACUCUCUCGAUCUCUCCUUUCUCCGAUUGUUUGUUCUCGCGAGAAGGAAGCUUCCAAUUCUAGUUGGCGUUAACUCUUAUUUAUCUACCAGUUGAAGUAUGUUUUACGAUGGAUACGCGUAUCAUAGAACUACCUUUGAGCAGACUUACCGGUGUUAUCCCUCAUCCUUUAUUGAUAAGCCUCAAAUUGAAAGUGGUGACAAGAUUAUAAUGCCACCAUCAGCUCUUGAUCGUCUAGCCUCUUUGCAUAUCGAUUAUCCAAUGCUCUUUGAGCUUCGUAAUACUUCAACGGAUAGUGUUUCUCACUGUGGAGUCCUUGAGUUCAUCGCAGAAGAAGGCGUGAUUUACAUGCCCUACUGGAUGAUGCAGAACUUGCUGUUGCAAGAAGGAGACAUUGUGAGAGUUAGAAAUGUCACUCUUCCUAAGGGAACCUAUGUGAAACUACAACCCCAUACAACAGACUUUCUCGAUAUAGCUAACCCGAAAGCCAUCUUAGAGACCGCCUUGAGGAACUAUUCAUGUCUAACUGUCGGAGAUAGCAUUAUGGUCCCAUACAACAAUAAGAAAUACUUCAUAGAUAUACUGGAGGCAAAACCUUCUAAUGGUAUCAGCAUCAUAGAAACUGAUUGUGAGGUUGAUUUUGCUCCUCCCCUUGAUUACAAGGAACCCGAACGACCUGUAGUACCUGCUUCAGCUAAAGGUCAAGCAAAAGCUAAGGAGGUUCCUGUGGCUGAAGCCGAACCAAAGUUUAACCCUUUCACGGGUUCGGGAAGACGUUUGGAUGGACGACCUUUAUCCUAUGAACCGCAACCUAUUGCUGCUAAUAGUAACGGCCAAUCACACUCUCUAGCAAGUAGUAGUGGGUCAGAGAAGGCUAAACAACAAACUCAAGGGAAACUUGUGUUUGGUUCAAAUGUAGACCGGUCUACUAAAGAGACAACAAAGGUUGGAGCUGGGAAAGAAAGAAAGCAAGAGGAAGAGGCUGAGAAGAAAGACAAGUUCAACGCUUUUAGUGAUCAAACCUCUGAUAUCCAUUGGUUUACUCUUUGCCGGAAACCUAACGGACAACAAUUCUCCGGCACCGCCUCUGAUCAUCGCCUGGUCCAUAUCCCCUCUCUCCCUCCUAUGCCUAUACAAGGAAGCUAUGUUGGCAUUGGUUCGAACAUCUUUGUGAUGGGUGGAUUUUGCAAUUGGAAGAUCACAUCGAGUGUUUCGCUCAUUGAUUGUCGAACUCACACGGCUCAGACUCUCCCUGACAUGCCUAAGGCCGUUGCUAUUUCCGUCACAGAGCUCAUUGAUCGGAAGAUUUAUGUAAUCGGAGGAUCAGAUACGCUCUCGCCGUUGAAAUCGCCAUCAAGAAGUAUGAUGGUGUAUGAUACUGAUACCGAAAUGUGGGAACUUCGGGCUAGGCCAGAUUGGGAGGCAGGGAAAAGAUGGUUUAGCAGUGUGGUAAUAGGAGGUAAGAUUUACAUGAGGACUUAUUACAAUAGCUUUGUUUACGAUCCGAAUGAAGAUAGUUGCGAUAGAGACGAGGUUCUGCAUUCUAAGGAGUGGUCGAGUUCGUGUGUGAUAGAUGAUGUGUUGUAUUACUAUGAUGUUCGUGGGAAUUGUUUGAGAGCUUAUGAUCCAAAGCAGAGAUCUUGGGGAGUGGUUAAAGGUUUUGAAGGAUUGUUGCCUGAGGCUUGUAAGUGGUCGAAAACUGUGAGUUGCACCGGUGGAAAUUUGGUUCUGUUCUUGCAGAAAACAGAGGAAACAGAGAUUUGGUCUGCGGAAAUCGCAGUGGAAAGACGUGAAGGUGGAGAGAUUUGGGGUAAAGUGGAGUGGUGUAGUGUUGUGCUUGAUGGGAAUUUUCACAUAAUGGAUUGUGUAGCUGUUGAGCUCUGAUCUUGUGAUGAACCUUUGUUGUCCCCUGUUCUUGUGUGUUUACUAGCUAGCUUAUGAAUGUGCUUUAAAACUUCCCUGUAUUCUUCUGUUUAUUAGCGUAAGUUUGUAUGGGUGAUGUUGUUUUUGGUGGGGGCAAUUUUACUUACAUUUGUUAAUAAGAGUCCCCUGCUGCU
Arabidopsis arenosa is the source of this 2105-nucleotide messenger RNA. The record is from the annotation of a GenBank genome assembly. NCBI's taxonomy places the organism in Eukaryota, Viridiplantae, Streptophyta, Magnoliopsida, Brassicales, Brassicaceae.